AUGGAAGAAAAGCGAGUAGGAGUAGCCAUUGGUGACUCCAUCCUCGACCUUUCCGUCAUUGAACGCUCGCCUGGCUUCAAGGUCAUUCUACAACGCUUUGAGAAUGGCCAUAACGGCAGAUCCACGUUCAGUUCUGGGGACCUGGGCAACUUUGCGGCCCUUCCUGCGCCUACGAGACAGCGUUUCCGUCAGCAGCUCAUUGACUGGCUCAAUAAUCACAAUUCGCCCCUGUUCCAGGAUGCCAGCUUGAACACGGCCGCCUUUGUGCCCAUGAAGGAUGCGAUGAUGCAUUUACCGUUUAAGAUUGGAGGAUUUUCUGAUUUUUCGUGCUCGGAUGUCCAUGUUUCCAACUGUACCAGAUUAGCCAGAGCACCCAUUCCGCCAAACCAUUACGCUAUGCCCAUCGGCUACAAUGGCCGCGCAUCGUCAGUCGUCAUCGACUCAGCACCGGUCCAUCGACCAUAUGGCAUCAUCAGAGACAAGGAUACGAACAAUUUCGCAUUCAAGCCCAGUGAGAUGAUGGACUAUGAGGCCGAACUGGGAAUAUUCAUCUCCCAACCAGUCCCAGCUGGAAAAGUCAUCACUGCUGAUGAGGCUGAGGACCAUAUAUUUGGCUUUGUCGUCUUGAAUGAUUGGUCCGCGAGAGAUAUUCAGUUCUCCGAGAUGACCCCGCUUGGGCCUUUCAACGGCAAGGCUUUCGCAACGAGCAUCUCACCCUGGGUCAUCCCGCUCGAAGCUUUCGAGAGUGCACGAUGCUCUUCGUCUUUGGUGGACUUACGCGAGGGUGGGUCUGCCGGUGCAUGGCAUUUGAGUCAUGCUAAGGCUGAAUCCACGUGGGAUAUUGAAUAUGAGGUUUCCGUCAUCCGGGGCAAGUCUGUAGAUGGAGUUCUCAUGCUGACGACUCGCUCAAAUCUGCGUGAUCUUCGUUGGUCUCCCGGCCAGAUGGUGGCGCACCUCGCUUCAUCAGGCUGCGGCUUGAACACGGGUGACCUCCUUGGUACCGGUACCAUUUCAUCUCCUGUUAGUGCCCCGUACACCGAGCAACCCUUAUUUGCGAAGACGUUGGUGUCUGCUUGA
Messenger RNA from Aspergillus lentulus, 1077 nucleotides. Lineage: Eukaryota; Fungi; Ascomycota; Eurotiomycetes; Eurotiales; Aspergillaceae. The record is from RefSeq and is a predicted model, not a curated record.